UGUACUGUACUGUCAUUCUUUCUUCUCCGCGACGGACUGCGAAAUGUCUGAAUUUUCUUCGACUUAUUUACGAAAAAUUUUGUCAAUUUCUUUUUUUGUGUAUCUUACUGUGUAAUUAUCGACCUAUGUGAAAAUGGCUAUUUGCCUACGUACCUUUACACAUAAAAUUUUACCAAUAAAUGGGAUUGUUUCUACAAAAAACCAUAGCAACCGUUUGUCCCGGAAAAUUCCAGUACGAACACAAUUUUUAGAAAAUUGCCUGAAUAAUCGGCGUAUAUCUAGCUACCAGGUUGCUCCAAAAUGCAGUACAGAGAGCAAUAUAGAUAAUAUCUAUUUCCAUGAAUUAGCCGCAGCACAUGUGUGUCAUGUUGUAGAACAGAACACAAAAUUUAGUACAUUAGACACAUUCAAACUGGAAGGCAAAGAUGUCGGUCAUGACAAUGACAUAAAAAUAAUAAAACAUUUGGAUCUAACUAACGAUGACUAUAUUGAACAGAACCAGCACUCAUAUAAUUUUAAUGAAUUAUCCUAUAGCAGUUUAAAUGAAGUAGAUUUAGCAAAAUGUAGUAAUGAUGAAAUAGCCCCAACUUGUCUGUCCGAUUUUGAACGUGAUGCUGUAGCGUAUUGCAGUGGCCCCACAUCACCUUCGGCGGCGCCCGCACCAGGCACAGAGCCCCAGGAUGGCAAGCCUAGUGAAGAGCAGCUUAUGAAAGUGUUUCAUGUGCUCUCUACCACUAUGCCCAAUUUGUUUGUCAAGCCUUUAGAUUAUUCAAUAUAUCAUCCAAAUUUAGUAUUCAUAAACAAUAUUAGAGGGAUGACAACUGUAGGUCUUUUCCAUUAUGUAAAGCAAAUAGCAUUGUUACGUACCAUAGGACAUAUAAAAUUUGCUUACGUUAAUUUUGAAAUAUUAAAGAUCACUGCAAAUCCAGAAGAUUCAUCUGUCAAAAUGAGGUGGCGUGUCAAGGGCAUAUCUGGCUUAAAAGUAUUUUUCAUGUUUUGGAAAUACAAGCUGUGGAACAUGAAAGAGGUGUUUCGUGACCAGGAACUAUGGUAUGAUGGGUUUUCGACAUUUUACGUUGGCGCCGAUGGACUUAUCCAUAAACAUAUUGCUGAUAAGGUAAUGCCUGAUCAAGACGCAAUUAUAGAUGAUGAAGAAAAAGCUCCAAUCGCAGCUAAAAUAGCACUUCUCAUUGGGUUACUUCCUCGAAACUACCUUUCGGAUGUGUCUCCAUACUUUAGUUCAUCAUCAGGCACGGCUGAUAAAACUGCUUUGCCUUUCAAAGUUCUGGAAUAAUUUCUGUUACUGUGUAGUUUAAUAUCACAAUAAGCUAUUAACCAAAUAUUGAUAGCAACGGAACUACAGAUUUUACUACGAUAAAUGUUAUAUUUCUCUAUUUCAAUGUCAGAGGUCGAAUAUCAUUCUUAGUAGCUGAGAGUAAUUUCAGUUGUGGCAUAAGUGAGAUACAAGAUAUGUAUAUUAAACGUUCACGAAGCUAUCGCCAUUUGGUUGUUAGCUUUUUAAUUGUAAUUACCACAAAUAAUGGCUGUUGCUAACAUGUAUUUUUAAAAACACUUUAUUGCUGUUUCAAAUAAAUAUUAUAGAGGCAAUCUGGCAACAUUGUUGCUGUUUCCUACCAUCGAUUGGUAGCUAGUACUAUUUCAUAUUAUGUAGGUGUGAUAAAAAGGUCUUUAAAAUCAUUAAUAUGUUUUGAAUGGAUAGCAUUUUACACAUUAAAUUAUUACAUUUUUUCUGUUUAAUAGUGAUGAAAUGUGUUAAAUGUUUAAAGAUAUAACUUUAAUAUUUUAAUUGUGGCUCUUUUUGUUAUCUAUACGAAUAAUUUCGUGAAGAGUGAUAUUUAUUAGACAUGUGAUCAUUUUAUAUUAGUUUGUAUAGUUAUGUAUUUCGGUACAAUAAACCACGUUGCAAUUA
Molecule: messenger RNA, 1930 nt
Organism: Galleria mellonella (greater wax moth)
Lineage: Eukaryota; Metazoa; Arthropoda; Insecta; Lepidoptera; Pyralidae
Exons: 8
Coding region: 134-1294 (386 amino acids)
Source: RefSeq, a predicted model, not a curated record